CUGAGGGAAAUGGAGAUGGAGCGCAGAAAAAGAGAAGAUCUGGAAGAGCUUCAGAGGCGGAGAAGAGAAAAUGAGGAAAGAGAAAGAGAAGCUGAAAGACUGGAAAUGCAGAAAGAAAGAGCUGAGGAGGAGAGGAAGAUGCAAGAGGCCGAACAGAGAGCUGAGGAGGAGAAAAGGGCCAAUGAGCAAAUGGCCCUGGAGAUGCAACAUCUGUUUAAAGAGAGGCUUCAGUGCAACCAGGUGAUGGCGGUACAGAAGUACCUCGUCACAAGGCCCAGAUAUACCAUCGGUGAUCUGAGGGCAGAGCAGCAGAGGAGGCGCGAAGAGGCCGAGCUUAAAGCCAACUUUAAGUGCCUGGCGUCUUCGGGGAAGAGUCAUGAGCAGAGUAGAAGAGAAACUCUGAUCAACAACUGGGUUGGACAGGAAAAAACCGACUGUGAGACUCUCCAGGAGGACUUCCGCCCAACCGACUCCACCCGCUGCCCCACUGCUGAAAACGCAAGCCUGAAGUCUAAAAAAGCAACAUCGAAAUCCUCCAAGCUCCUGACGUGGCUGCAGAAGAGCCUGAAGUCUGGCCUCAGCUCUGACAAGAAGCAGGAUCGGAUGGAGAGGAUGAGGGAGGCCUCCAGGCUCAGAGAGCGCUACAGAGAGCAGUUGGCCUCCAAGGACAGAUGCUGUAGCCGUUUGUCGGAGCAGAUCGACGGUUACUGCAUGUCCAGAAACCGCAUCCUCAAAAAAUCCAUCUUCUGAAUGGAUUGG
Xiphias gladius (swordfish) is the source of this 759-nucleotide messenger RNA. RefSeq names its product GRB10-interacting GYF protein 2-like. Bases 10 to 750 code for a protein of 246 amino acids. The record is from RefSeq and is a predicted model, not a curated record. The transcript has 2 exons. NCBI's taxonomy places the organism in Eukaryota, Metazoa, Chordata, Actinopteri, Istiophoriformes, Xiphiidae.